AUGGCGACGCCGUCGCCGCGUGAUGACGUAAUGGAGACGAGAAAGGCGGGGAGGUGUCGCGCGGCGCUGACGUCACCGCGAGCGCAGGCCCAGGGGCGGGGCCAGCGUUGCCGUGGAGACCGGGACGCGUCGGGGGGGGAAAUGGCGGAGGUUCCCCCGCGGGAGCGCUCCCGCCGGGACGUCCCUCGGACUCCGGUUCGCGUUCGCUCCGUCCGGGCCGGGCAGUGCCGGGCGGUGCCGGUGGCGCCGGGGGGGGACGCGGCCGCCGGGGACGUCGCGGCUGAGCUGGUGACGCGCGUGAUGGACGCCUGCGCCGACGCCUUCGCCGCCCGCCAGGUGAGCGCCCACCGACGGCGGAUGGGGCCCCGGUUCCGGGCGCUCCCGGCAUUCCCACGCCGUGUCCCGAUGCCAGUGGGCUCCCGGCAUUCCGCUCCAUCGCCGGCUGGGAUGGAGCCUCAGGAUUCCAGAUUCCCGGCAUUCCCGCGCCAUGUUCUGCCGGGGAUGGGGAUCCUGAUUCCAGAGGCUCCUCGAAUUCCCGCUCCGUGUCCCGGUGAAGGCACGGGUGCAGCUCCAGGGGUUCCGGCAUUCCCAACCUGUGCCAGCGCUGGGGUGGGUCCGGAUCCCGGGGGUUCCGGCAUUCCCGCUCCGUGCCGAGGCGAGGUCCAUGUCUGGGGUAUUCCCGGCAUUCCCAGCCCAUCUCCUACCUGGGCUGAGGGUCCGGAUCCGGGGGGUUCCUGGCGAUCCGGUUGGUGCCGAGUUGGGGCUCCUCCGGCGCCGUGCGGCGGCCGCGGUGCUCUGCGGUGCUCACGGCGACUCCCGGCAGCGCAUUCCCUUCUCCGUGCGUUGGGUGUGCGACACUCUCCUGCUCGGCGCCCGCUGGCGCUUCCCGGCGCGGGACGAGGGCGACGCCGACGCCGGCACGGAGCGCCAGGACGCGGAGCCGCCGCCGUGCCCCCUGGACUCCUGCGCCCCGGGCGCCGUCCCCGUCCGGCACAGCCGCAGCCAGGUCUCUGUUGCCGGAGCUCAGGACCCCCCUGUGCCGCCCGCGCCGCGCAGUGCCAUCGUCCCCGUGCCGGAGCCGCCCCGCGCCGAGCUGCUGCCAGACGAGGCCACGGCGUCCCAGCGCCCCCCGGGAAGGGCCCCCCGGCACACAGCCCCCCGCACACCCCACCGCGCGGCAACAGCGCGGCCGCAGCGGGGCCGGCAGCCGCCACAGCCACACCGGGACGCGGCGGAUGUCAAUGGCCACGAACCGCCACCGCCUCCCUCCCGCGCCACCCCGGCUGCGCUCCGGCCACGGGGGAACCGCGAGGGCACCGUCCCUGUGCCGCAGCUGCUCCGGCGGCGCCGCCCCGGGCGAUGGAUCCGCCCGCAGGUGGAGGUGCUCCAUGUGGGCGCCGAGGCCGAGGCAUCGGCACGAGGUCGCGGUGCCGGCGGGCGCAGCCCGGGCAUCGCGGGGCACACACGGGCACAGCUGGCGCCGCGGCUCCCCAGACCUCUGCCGCGGCCGCUGGGCUCGGCGCUGGCGCCCGGCGUCACCGUCCGGUGGAGCAGCAGACGGGAGAGCGCGGCACAGCCCACGGCGCCCGGCGAGGACACCGACGCCGAGCGGGACCUGCGGCCCAUCCGCCCCGGUGUGCCCUUCGCCGGGCGGCUCUCGGGCCACGGCGGGCGCUGAGCGGCUCCUCCUCCUCUUCGCACCGCAGAGCCGCCCCUGAGGCACUCUGGCGUCGCGGUGCCAUCGCCGCCCUCGCCCCGGACGGGCCCCGCACCGCACCGGCACAGCCGCGGCGGCUCUGCCUCUGCCGCACAAACCACGAGGGGAAUAAAGAGGUUUCUGUUGUUCAGCUCUGUCCUUUGCCGAUGAUCCCCCCGGCACUCCUGCUCCCUGACCGGCACCGUUCCCGGCAGCGUGGUGCGAGGCCGGGCGGUGCCGGGAGCCCCCGGUGCCCACGCCCGCAGCCCACGGCGGCACCGAUGGCUCUGGCAGGGUGGGACCGCGGCGCGGCUGUGCCGUGGGAGGUCGGUGCUGCCCGUGCACAUCCCCGAGCUGUGGCACCGGUUCUGCUCCUCCACCCAAUGCCGGUGGGCGUGAGCGGCUCCGGCGCGGCCCCAGUGCUGCGGUGCCGGGGGAAGGCCCUUUCUGACCUCCGACCCCGGCGGACUCUGUCCCGGCGCAGCGGUCGCACCGCGGCCAUGGAGGUGCCGAGCGGCUGCAGCCACCCGGGUUGGUUCGUGCUGGCGCUGGUGCUGGCACUGUGGCUCUGGGUGCGGCGCAGGCGGUGCUGGGACCCGCGCCGCUGCCCCGCCGACCUCACCGGCAAGACCGUCAUCGUCACCGGAGCCAACAGCGGGAUCGGUAAGUGCGUGGCGCUGGACCUGGCGCGCCGGAACGCCCGCACCAUCCUGGCGUGUCGGAGCCGGGAGCGCGGCGAGGCGGCGGCGGCGGAGAUCCGGGCGGCCACCGGCAAUCCGGCGGUGGUGGUGCGCGUGGUGGACACCGCCUCGCUGGCAUCGGUGCGCGCCUUCGCCCGUGCUGUGCUGCGAGAGGAGACGCGGCUCGACGUCCUCGUCAACAACGCCGGCAGCACCGGGCUGCCGUUUGCGGUGACGCCGGAGGGUUUGGAGCGAACCUUCGCCACCAACUACGUGGGCACCUUCCUGCUGACGCGGCUCCUGCUCGACCUCCUGAAGGCCUCGGCGCCCGCCCGCAUCGUCAACGUCUCCUCCUUCCGGCACCGCGCCGGCACCGCCGACUGCCGCUUCCUGACCGGGCAGGCGCGGCCCGGCAGCUUCGACGCCGCCUACAACAGCACCAAACUGAUGAACGUCCUCUUCACCGCCGAGCUGGCGCGGCGCCUGCGCGGCACAGGGGUGACCGCCAACGCGCUGAGCCCCGGCGUGGUGAGCACCGGCAUCAUGCGCCACUUCGGCUGCGCCGUGCGGGCGCUCUUCGCCCUCGCCCGCCCCUUCAUCAAGUCGGCAGAGCGCGGCGCCGCCAGCACCAUCUUCUGUGCCGUCUCCGAGGAGGCCGCGGGCAUCUCCGGCAAAUACUUCGACAGCGAGUGCGGGCUGGCACUGCCGGCGCCGGCCGCCCGCGACGCCGCGCUGGCGCGAAAGCUCUGGGAGGAGACGGAGCGGCUGACGGGGCUCCACGGCGCCUCCCGGCACUGAACGUGCACCGCCGCGGCCACUGUGGCGGCAACCCCGCGGCUCCCGGUGCUGGGGACCGCGCCGGGAGAGCCACCGCGAUCGGUGCCGGGACAGAGCGCACCAACAGCCGCGGUACACGUCCUUUAUUAAAACAC
Molecule: messenger RNA, 3308 nt
Organism: Cuculus canorus (common cuckoo)
Lineage: Eukaryota; Metazoa; Chordata; Aves; Cuculiformes; Cuculidae
Product: serine/arginine repetitive matrix protein 2-like
Exons: 8
Coding region: 1-3174 (1057 amino acids)
Source: RefSeq, a predicted model, not a curated record